AGGAAAGUAUUUGGAUGUCAUGCACAGAUAAGAGACGGAGAAAAAACAAAACAAAAAAAAGAAAGAAAAGAAAAGGUCGUGGUUUUAGGGUUUUAGCAGUCCCAAAUUCAGGGCAGGCCCUGCCCCAAGGCGACCAAGGCCUCAAAUUUUGAGGCCCAGGGGAUGGAAAAAAUAAAAAAUAAAAAAUAAAAAAUAAAAAAAGGUAGGGCAAGUUUCAGACGACACAAUCUGCUUCGACACUCCCUCCGCAGGGCGUAGCCUCCGCUAUCGCCGCAGGUGACAACGGCCUCACAUUUGAAAGUUCGCCUAGGGCCUCUCAAAAUAUUUGGAAUCUCAGGGCCGGCCCUGCCCAAAUCCGAAUAGUACCGAAGAGAAGAUGGAAAAGGAAGAUGAAGCUAUUUUGAGGCAGUUACAAGAAUCUGUAGACUCCCACCCGGAUGACUCCUCGCACCACUUUAAUCUCGGUGUGUUCUUGUGGGAUAAGGGAAAAGAGGCAAAAGAAGUCCAGGAAAAAGCAGCUGAGCAUUUUGUAAUAUCGGCUAAAUUGAACCCACAAAAUGGGUCUGCUUUUAGAUACUUGGGGCAUUAUUACAACAGAGUAUCGGUUGACGGCCAGAGGGCUUCCAAGUGUUAUCAGAGAGCUGUCACUCUCAAUCCUGAUGAUUCUGAAUCUGGGGAAGCUCUUUGCGAUUUGCUGGAUGAAGGAGGAAAGGAGAGCUUGGAGGUUGCUGUCUGCCGGGAAGCUUCAGAGAAGUCACCCAGAGCCUAUUGGGCUUUUCGUAGAUUAGGUUACCUUCAGCUCCAUCAAAAGAAAUGGUCCCAAGCAGUACAGAGUCUUCAGCAUGCCAUUCGAGGCUAUCCUACUUCUUCUGAUUUGUGGGAAGCUUUGGGCAGUGCCUACCAGCAACUAGGCAUGUUUACAGCAGCUAUUAAGUCAUAUGGGCGAGCGAUUGAAUUGGAGGAGUCGAGAGUCUUUGCUUUGGUUGAAAGUGGAAACAUAUUUUUGAUGCUUGGUUCCUUUAGAAAGGGAGUUGAGCAGUUUCAGCAAGCUUUACAGAUCUCACCUCAAAAUGUUUCUGCACAUUAUGGGCUUGCUUCAGGGCUGCUUUGUCUUUCAAAGGAAUGUGUAAAUUCAGGUGCAUUUAGAUGGGGAGCUUCAUUGUUAGAGGAGGCAUGCAAAGUUGCAAAAGCAUGUGCCUGCUUGGCUGGAAAUAUAUCAUGUAUUUGGAAGUUGCAUGGUGAUAUUCAGCUUACAUAUGCAAAAUGUUAUCCGUGGAUGGAGGAAGGCUGUGGUUUAGAAACUGAUCAGGAAGCUUUCAAUAUUUCCAUUCUUUCCUGGAAAAGGACCUGUUAUUUAGCUGCAGUAUCUGCCAGUCGCUCGUAUCAACGGGCCUUGCACUUGGCCCCAUUGCAAGCUAAUAUCUAUACCGAUAUUGCAGUCACUUCAGAUCUCAUUUGCUCUUUGAGGGAAAAUGGUAAAGAGGACAUAAAUUCAUGGCAGUUACCUGAGAAGAUGUCCUUGGGGGGCUUGUUACUUGAGGGUGGUAAUAAUGAGUUCUGGGUAACAUUGGGAUGCUUAUCUAGGCAUAGUGCAUUGCAACAACAUGCUUUUAUACGUGGGCUGCAACUGGAUAUAUCUCUAGCUGUUGCGUGGGCAUAUCUCGGAAAGCUUUAUAGAGAAGAGGGUAAGAAACAAUUGGCACAGCAAGCAUUCGAUCGUGCUCGAAGUAUAGAUCCUUCUUUUGCAUUACCAUGGGCAGGAAUGUCAGCUGAUACUAAUGCUAGGGAGCUCACCCCAGAUGAAGCAUAUGAGAGUUGUUUACGGGCUGUGCAGAUACUGCCUCUUGCAGAAUUCCAAAUUGGUCUUGCAAAACUAGCCUUCCUUUCAGGUCACCUUUCAUCUUCACAGGUAUUUGUAGCCAUCCGGCAGGCUGUGCAGCGUGCACCCCAUUAUCCUGAAUCCCACAAUAUGAAUGGGCUGGUUUAUGAGUCACGGUUUGAUUAUCAGUCUGCUGCUGUCUGUUAUAGGCUAGCACGAUGCGCUAUCAGAGCUUUGGCGGGCAAUGCUCCAAAAUCCCAUCUCAGAGAUAUAUCGAUUAAUUUAGCCAGAUCGCUUUGUAGGGCAAGGAAUGCUCUUGAUGCUGUGCAAGAGUGUGAAGAUUUAAAGAAAGAAGGUCCACUCGAUUCAGAAGGUUUGCAGAUAUACGCUUUAUCUUUAUGGCAACUCGGCAAGAAUGACCUGUCUCUCUCUGUGGCAAGAAGUUUAGCUGCAAGUGUUUUGUCAAUGGAACAGACAUCUUGGGCUGGCCUAAUAAGUUUUAUCUGCAGAUUGCUGUAUUAUAUUUCUGGACAGGAAUUGGCAAUUAUUAGCAUUCUUAAAAUGCCAAAAGCCCUAUUUCAGAGUUCAAAAGUUAGUUUUGUAGUCUCUGCUAUUCAUGCUUUAGAUCAAAGUAAUCAACUUGAGUCAGUUGUUUCAAGCAGUCGUGGUGUUCUUGCAUCUCAUGAAGAUAUCACUGGGAUGUACUUCUUGAUAGCACUUGUUAAAUUAGUAAGUUUCUUAUUCCAGUUGUGGCAUUUGAGCAUCUUACACAUGGCUGAGGUCAAACAUGGAUAUAAAGACUGCCUUGGGAUUCAAAAUGGAGUGAAUCAUCUUAGAAAAGCUCUUCACAUGUUCCCUAACAGUGGUUUGAUAAGGAAUCUACUUGGUUAUCUCUUACUAUCCACUAAAGAAUGGGAAGACGCUCAUAUUGCAACCAGGUGCUUCAUUGCAAGCCCUUCUGACUGUCCAAAGGAAGAGGGUCUAAAAUCAGCAUGUGAGAUCCUUGGUGCUGGAGCAAUUGCCUGCUAUAGCACAGGAAACUGGAACAAGAAGUUCUGUGUCCCGACCUGUAGAUACCAGUGCCUGAAUGGACUGGGAGCAAUGGGACAACUGCAAAAGUGGUUGCAUCAAGAACCAUGGAACCAUAAUGUACGAUACUUGCUGAUACUUAAUUAUUUACAGAAGGCGCGUGAAGAAAGAUUUCCACGACAUCUUUGUAUAAUGCUUGAGCGACUGAUUAGUGUUUCUCUUUCCACUCAAUCGUAUUCAAAGAAUGAAAUGCCUUGUCAAUAUCAAAAGUUCCAGCUUCUACUUUGUGCUUCUGAGCUUAGUUUGCAAGAUGGAGAUCACAUUGGCUGUAUCCAGAAAGCAGAAAUUGCUUCAGGGCUUUUGGUUCCUGAUGAUCGUCUCUUUUUUGCACACUUGCUACUGUGCCGUGCCUAUGCUGCAGAAGAUAAAAUUGUUAACCUACACACACAGUAUAGUAGAUGCUUGGAGCUUAAAACAGAUUGUCAUAUUGGAUGGAUAUCUCUUAAAUUUAUUGAAUCUCGAUAUAACCUGCAGACUGAUUCAAAUUUAUUAGAGCUGGGGUUCAAGGAAUGCUCAAAAGAGAUCAAGAAUUCAAAAGAGAUCAAGAAUUCACAGAAUAUGUGGAUGGCUAUAUUUAAUUUGGUGCAGGGUCUGGUUGCUAUAUGGACCCAGGAUUUUCUUUCUGCGGAAAAAUUUCUUGCGCAAGCUUGUUCAUUGGCCGGUGCUGAGAGCUGUCUCCUUCUUUGUCACGGUGCCAUCUGUAUGGAAAUUGCUAGACAGCAGUGUGAUUCGCAGUUCUUGUCACUUGCUAUUAGAAGUCUCAAGAAAGCUAAAGAAACUUCUGUCAUUACCUUACCUAUUGUCUCACUGUUGCUGGCGCAAGCAGAAGGUAGCCUUGGCUCUAGAGCAAAAUGGGAGAAAAAUAUUCAUCUUGAAUGGUUUUCUUGGCCACCAGAGAUGAUGCCCGCGGAAAUUCUUUUUCAGAUGCAUUUGCUUUCAAGACAAUCGAAAGAUAUUUCUGACUCUAUGUCUGUUGUGGAGUCUCAGAAAUGGGUUUUACGGGCAAUCCAUUCGAAUCCUUCUUGUUUAAGAUAUUGGAAAGCUCUGCAGAAGUACACAACUGUAGAAGAAGAGAGAGCAUAAAAACCAUAAUUGAGGGCUUCUACUCAUGUCUAUAUAAAUUAUCUCAUGUUGUAGUUCGCAAUUGUGUUGUAAAUUAUCUUGUUUGAAGUGUACAUUACUAGCUGAUUUUUUUUUUUUCCCUAGUUGGUACUCACGCACACGUCUCUUUCGAGACUUUAACCCUUGACCUCCCUUUGGGAAGUAAGAGACUGAUACCGCUAGGCCACUGGCCCGUUGGUAUUACUAGCUAAAUUGUAUGGUUCUAGGCACUGAGUCUGAAAUAUUUAUGGCAUAAGAACUAUUUUAGGAAUUCAAGGUUUUUAUUUUUAUUUAUUUAUUUAUUUUAAAGAAAAUGGCGAUUAUGGUUGCUACAA
Molecule: messenger RNA, 4344 nt
Organism: Cornus florida
Lineage: Eukaryota; Viridiplantae; Streptophyta; Magnoliopsida; Cornales; Cornaceae
Product: tetratricopeptide repeat protein SKI3
Exons: 23
Coding region: 377-3991 (1204 amino acids)
Cellular component (GO): Ski complex
Molecular function (GO): protein binding
Source: RefSeq, a predicted model, not a curated record